AUGCCAAGUUCGGAUUUGCUGAAACGAUAUCAGUUGGAACAGUUUGCUUCAGUUGUUGAAAGUGUCAAGGAUGGAAAUUUGAAAAAACUCGACGAAACACUGGUGAAAAAUGAGCGUUUUUUUGUUGAAUGUGGAAUAUUUUUGAUGCUGGAAAAGUUAAAAAUUAUCGCCUUUCGUAAUUUAUUCAAAAAAGUAGCUUGUAUAUGUGCAACAAAUCAAAUUCCUUACGAUGCAUUUAUAUGCGCUCUGCGAUGGCUUGGAAUAGGCGAUUUGGACGAAGACGAACUCGAAUGCAUCCUGGCUAAUCUUAUUGUUGAGGUAAAUGUGCUGUUGGUGAAAUACACAGAUAAGGCAGUAUAG
Molecule: messenger RNA, 360 nt
Organism: Gongylonema pulchrum
Lineage: Eukaryota; Metazoa; Nematoda; Chromadorea; Rhabditida; Gongylonematidae
Source: the annotation of a GenBank genome assembly